This is a messenger RNA of Plasmodium malariae, 924 nucleotides long. Its product is annotated as conserved Plasmodium protein, unknown function. Lineage: Eukaryota; Apicomplexa; Aconoidasida; Haemosporida; Plasmodiidae. The transcript is spliced from 3 exons. The record is from RefSeq and is a predicted model, not a curated record. The coding region runs from base 1 to 924 and encodes 307 amino acids.
AUGGACAAUUCACUAAUCACGUCGUACAUCCUAAUAACGGAAAAACUAAAUAGCAAUAAAUUUACGGGGCAUAAAAUAAAGCUGAAAAGCAGUAUUUUGUGUAGACAAGAAGAUGUCGAUUACGAUGUUAUAGAAAACUUUUGUAACGUUUUAAAAAAAAAUACAUCGUUUAGUGGAUACUUAGACAUAUCAUAUAACAAUUUAAAUGAAAUUAAUUUAUUUCAUGUUAUAUGUAGUGUAUAUGAAAAUAAAAAUAUUAGAGGGUUAAAUAUAAAAGGAAAUAAAAUUACAAAUAUGAUAUUUCAAAAAAUUUUAUUAAAUCUUGAACAUAAUAAUUUUGAAUAUUUGAAUAUACAAAGUACUCAGUUAAAUGAUCAACAAAUAAAAAAUAUUAUUUUUUCUACAUUAAACAAAAAAGUUCAAUCAUUAAAAUUACCUUUUUUAAAUAUCAACACAUUCCAAUAUCUUAUAAAAUAUUUAAUAUACAAUGAUUCAUUAAAGAAGUUGCACUUCUUUAUUACGUAUCAUAAUGAAACUAUAUCCAAGCAUACACAGAAUAAUGAAAAUGUUAUUAGCAAUUACCAGAAUUAUGUCCAUAGUUUAAGAAAUUUAUUUAAGCAGUUUAUUCAAGUGGUUGAAGACAAAGCGAACAUAAAAAAUGUCAAAUGUAAAAUGAAUUUUCACGAUGAUGAAAUUGAGGAAAUGAUAAGUUUCAUUAACUCUGUUUGUGAAAAGCAUAAAAGGAACUCUGAAAAGGAUCAAAAGAUGAAUGAGCACAUAAUGCGAGUAACUCCUUUGGAAAAGAUACAGUUGCUCAUAUCGGACAUAAACGGGACGACUAAGCAUAUUGAAAAAUUUGAAAAAGAAGUUCAAAUGACGUUUGACAAGGAUGUAAUAACAUUUCUUCAAAAAAUGUUACCUUAA